UCCUAAGUUUGGCAACCCAGGCCGUUGAAUCUGUAAUUUAACCAAACUGUAAAUUUAGUAAAUGUAGAAAAAGAAAAACUCUUAAAUAUUUGCUAAUGUGAGUACUUUUAGUAGUGAAGUAAGGAUAGCAUAAUAUUUAAUUAAAUAGGAAUAUGGCUAAAAUUAAACCCAAAUGGAGCGAUCAAAAGGAACAGAAUGGUCUGCUAAAGAAAAUAGUUCAAAAAGAAUUUCUGUGUGAUUUGUUAGUAAAACCGCAAUACUUAAAGUAUACAUGCUUAUUUCUAAUAAUUUUUGAAGUAUUUUUAAAUAUGUUUAUAAUUGAAAAUGUACGAUAUACAGAAAUAGAUUGGAUAGCUUACAUGCAGGAAGUGGAGGGUUUUUUAAAUGGUACAUUUGAUUAUAAACAACUUAAAGGUGACACAGGCCCGUUGGUGUAUCCGGCAGGAUUUGUUUAUGUUUACUCACUAUUGUACUACUUCACAUCACAUGGAAGGAACAUUCAUUUGGCACAAUAUUUAUUUCUAUUAAUCUACAUUGGGCAGUUGUGCCUGACAUUUAGAAUUUAUUUGAAAACAGAGAAAGUGCCUCCUUAUGCAUUGAUAAUAAGUACAUUGACUUCCUAUCGAAUUCAUUCUAUUUACGUGUUGAGAUUGUUCAAUGAUCCAAUUGCCGUCCUCCUUUUCUAUACCAGUUUAAAUUGCUAUAUAUCAAACAAAUGGCGUUUAGGAAGUUUAUUUUUUUCACUAGCUGUUUCGGUCAAAAUGAAUAUCUUAUUGUAUUCUCCAUGCCUGCUGUUAGCAUUUUUAACUAAUUUGUCAUUGUGGGAAACAAUACUGAAUCUAUCUGUAUGUGGCUUGGUUCAAGUGGUUUUGGGUGCCCCAUUUUUGUAUAAAAAUUAUUUGAAUUAUAUAAGAGGAAGCUUUGAUGUAGCAAGAGUAUUUGAACAUAAAUGGACAGUCAAUUACCGAUUUUUGUCAAGGCAAAUUUUCGAAAGUCAUCAAUUUCAUAUAGUUUUGUUGGUGAUUCAUGUCGUUCUGUUGUUACUAUUUUUUAAAUGCAUGAGGCGUUAUUUAUCGAAUUAUGCAAAGCUGAACUACGUAUUUCAAGAAUUAAAGGCUCGAUCAGAAAAGUCAAAUAAAAGACCUAUUCGAAAACCUCAAAAAAUCGUUUCAAAGAGUAAAAAAGAUGAACCAUUAAACAGAGAUCAGAAAAAGUUCCUCGAAAUGUACGAAAAGGAGUUGAGCCAUCGAAAAAACAGGGUUUUAGAUAAUAAUGAAGCCGACAAAGAAGAUGAAUCGGAUAAAAUUGAAGUAAAUUUUGGGAAGAUGUGUCAAUUAAUCGUUUUGCCAUUUUUUGUAACAAACUUAAUCGGAAUAUCAUGUGCCAGAUCGUUGCACUAUCAAUUUUAUAGCUGGUACUUUCACAGUUUGUUGUACUUGGUUUACUGUACAGGAUAUAACAAAUCAGUUAUGUUUCUUAUUCUAGCGGUUAUUGAAUAUUGCUGGAAUACGUAUCCAAGUACAAUUAUUUCUAGUUUGUCGUUACAUUUUAGUCAUGUUGCUUUAUUAAUUGGUGUUUAUAGGUACAUGAACAAAUAGUAUUUGUACAUUUUUUCGAAUACCGAUUGGAAAGUAAAAUUACUGUUACGGAUUGUUGAAAAUAAAUUUUUUAAUGUUUA
Messenger RNA from Agrilus planipennis (emerald ash borer), 1678 nucleotides. RefSeq names its product lethal(2)neighbour of tid protein (gene Alg3). The transcript has 3 exons. Gene Ontology annotation, molecular function: dol-P-Man:Man(5)GlcNAc(2)-PP-Dol alpha-1,3-mannosyltransferase activity. Bases 153 to 1598 code for a protein of 481 amino acids. NCBI's taxonomy places the organism in Eukaryota, Metazoa, Arthropoda, Insecta, Coleoptera, Buprestidae. Gene Ontology annotation, cellular component: endoplasmic reticulum. The record is from RefSeq and is a predicted model, not a curated record.